AUGGAGAAAUUUUUGUUGAUGGCUUUCUUGUUUUUGGCAAUAACAAUAAUAUUGCCUUCAACUCAUGGUCUUGAUCAAAGUCCUAAAGGAGUGGACAAAUGGUUCAACAAGCUUCCCCAUGCAAAAGCAAAAAUGACCAAACUUCACUUCUACUUUCAUGACAUUGUGACUGCAAAGAAUCCAUCAGCAAUCCAAAUAGCACAAGCCAAUAAUACAUUUCAAUCACCAACAUUUUUUGGCUUAGUGAGGAUGAUGGACAAUCCGUUGACGGUUAACCCCGAGCCCAACUCCAAAAUAAUAGGCCGAGCCCAAGGAAUUUAUGGCUCAGCAUCGUUCGAAGAUAUAGGCCUUCUUAUGACUCUCAACCUUGUGUUCACAAAUGGUAAGUACAAUGGUAGCACGCUUAGUAUCCUUGGACACAAUCAAAUAUUUCACGAGUAUCGAGAAAUGCCAAUUGUUGGUGGUUCCGGUGUUUUCAGGCUAGCAAAAGGCAUCGCCACCGCGAAAACCUACCAAGUUGAUAACACCACACAAAAUGCAAUAGUUGAAUACCAUGUUGUGGUUUUGCAUUAUUGAAGUUUCCUUGU
This is a messenger RNA of Solanum verrucosum, 587 nucleotides long. Its product is annotated as dirigent protein 22-like. Bases 1 to 576 code for a protein of 191 amino acids. The transcript has a single exon. NCBI's taxonomy places the organism in Eukaryota, Viridiplantae, Streptophyta, Magnoliopsida, Solanales, Solanaceae. The record is from RefSeq and is a predicted model, not a curated record.